CUGACAGAAGAGGAAAGUGAGAGUUGUUUCGAUUGCAUCAACUCCUUCUACCGGUCACUACCACUUUCUCUCUCUUCUUUAUCUCACCACUGUCAUCAACUCCACCUCCACUUCCGCUUCCACUCACACUUACACUCAACCACAUCUUUAGCUCAGCUCUAGAGGAAAAAAAACAAUAGUUGGAGAGAAAAUAGGUAGACAUAUGUAUAUAACCAUACUGAUUGAGAAAGAGUGGUUUUGUGCUCUGUAUUUUGUUCUUUUGUGUUAUAUUAUAUAUUCUCUUUUUAACUGGUGAUAGUUAAAAUUAUCCUCUUCUCUCGAUAUGGGCAAUUUUGAUUUUUGAGGUCGUACAAAUGUUAUUAUGCGCUACACAUACAGUGUUUUGUGUUGUAAACAUAGGUUAAAAGCUUCACUACUGUUGCUUCCUUAGGAUUUAUGGUGGGGAAUUGAAGCAGAAUCUGCUGUUAGUUCUCAUUGGUUCUCUGUUUUUCUCUGUUCUGGGUCUCUGAAUCUGCUUAAUACCAGAGUAAUUUUAGUUGUAGUCAAGCUAUACAUACAUAUACAUACAUAUAUAUAUAUAUAUUCACAUGCUUGUGGUGAUUUGGACGAAGAUCUGUUAGAAGUAUUUAAAGUCUUGAUUGAUGCAUGUUUUGUGAAUGAAGAAAAGCCAAGGAGAGAUGUAUGAGAUUCUUCUGUUCUUGUGCUUUAUAUUGGUUUUCUGUUUGAUCUGAUAAGAAUACAGAGUUUCUCUUUCUUCAACUUUCUUGAUUACUAGAAAAUCAAUGGACUCAGAUUUCCCUCAUCAUCAUCAGCAGCAACAACAACAGAUGAAUUCUAGUUUGACGCGGUAUAAAUCCGCCCCAAGUUCCUAUUUUGCAAAUCUGGUGAAUAAAGGUGGCUAUGGAGGAGAAGAUUUGGAACAGUUGUUGAAUCCUCGGGCUACUAUUCCUGAAACGGAGCGAAAUUUCCCAAGAUUUGUGUCUGAAACUGGUUCAGAAAACUCAAACUCUCAUAUGUAUGGUAUCGGACAAAAUUCCUCAUCAAAUGGACCGGCUCAAUCACAAAUUGUGGCGCCAUUGAAGCGCGAAACAGAGUUUCAUCAUCAUCAGCAGCAACAACCACAACAACAGCAGAGCAAUAAUUAUGCUUCAGGUUCUCGGAUGAUUUAUCAGAGCCAAUCUCAAGCGCAUCAUGACUCAGAGGCCUCCAAUUCGGGUAUUGAUAACUCGUAUAGAUUGCCUAGUUCGCUGGCCAUGGAUGGUUUGCCUUAUAUGAAGAUGGGUGGUGGAAGUAACUCAAAUCUUAUUCGUCAUAGCAGCUCACCUGCUGGAUUAUUCUCCCACAUCAAUGUUGAAAAUGGCUAUGGUUUAGUGAGAGGCAUGGGGAGUUUUGGACCUGGUGAUAAUACUAAUGCCGAAGCAUCAUUUUCCUCUACAAGCAGGUUGAAGGGUCAAAUGGAUAUCUCAUCAGGGCUGCCUUCAUCUUCAGGGCUAAUGUCUCAUACCUCUGAGAUUGGGAGCAAAAACAUGGUAGAGAUACUAGAGAAUAGUCCUGGAGAUGGAAAUUUUGGUGAAGGCCGGAAAAACCAUGGUGGUUACAUUACAGGUUUCCCAAUUACUUCUUGGGAUGAUUCAGCAAUUUUGUCUGAUGACUUCCUGAAAGGGGUUGGCGAUAAUGACAGAAAGGUUUUUUGUAAUUUGAAUGCUUCAGAAAAUCAGAAUGGCCAAGGUGAAAAUCAAUCUCCCACUAUGUUGUCUCGUCACUUGAGUUUGCCAACAAGUUCAGCAGAGAUGGAAAAGCUACUGCAGCUUCAAGAUUCUAUACCUUGUAAGAUAAGAGCCAAGAGGGGUUGUGCAACUCAUCCAAGGAGUAUUGCCGAGAGGGUGAGAAGAACCCGAAUUAGUGAAAGGAUGAGGAAACUACAAGAACUUGUCCCCAAUAUGGACAAGCAAACAAAUACGUCAGACAUGUUGGAUUUAGCUGUUAACUACAUUAAAGGCCUUCAGAAACAAGUCCAAGUAAACAUUACGAUGCAUAAUUUAUGAAGGAUUCGAAUCUAAACCGAAAAAGCCUUUGAAAUAUCUCUAUUUGUUCUAAAAUCUAUUCAUGUUUGAAUUUUUGCAGACCCUAUCAGAUAAUCGAGCAAAGUGUACAUGUCCAGAUAAGGAGAAACCAUAGCCUAGAAGGCCCAAGUAUGCUAUGGUUUGUUUCUGUACAGGAAAAAGGAAAUAUAAGUAGUUGGAUCCACUUUGGUUCUGAAAUCAAGAAGAGUGAGUGGAUUAGUAUUUUGUGUCAAGGGAAAUACAGAAAUGCCACGUUAGUUUUUUCUUAAAUGGAAGUUGUAUAUUAUUAAUUUUCAAAUGUAUUUAACUUGUGUUUUUGAUAUAUAGAUCAACCAC
This is a messenger RNA of Ilex paraguariensis (yerba mate), 2399 nucleotides long. NCBI's taxonomy places the organism in Eukaryota, Viridiplantae, Streptophyta, Magnoliopsida, Aquifoliales, Aquifoliaceae. The record is from the annotation of a GenBank genome assembly.